UCAGCUACUAGUAAGUAUUUAAACUUCACUACCAGAGGCAGAUCUUAUCAGUUCAUCCAGACUGAAACUCCUGCUCUUAACAUAAUCCACGGCUGAAGAGAAUGGCAAAGGUUGUUGCUUGUGUCUCCAUACUGCUGGUGCUGCUGGCGACGCUCGGUGAAAGCAGUCCCAUUUUAUGCUGCACUAAAUACCAACCAAAACCACUCAGUAUCAAAGUACUCAAAGACUACACCAUUCAAGACAUCAAUUACUGCAAACUUGAAGCAGUAAUUUUCACGACUAUCAAGGGCAGAUACGCUUGUGGCAAUCCGAAAGACCCGUGGGUUCAGAGGGCCAUGGAGAAGCUGCCACAAAGACCAUGAACACCGUCUGCACAGAGGUCGCCAGAGAGCUCAAACACAGAAGAUGAAGUCAACACAUGAAGGCAUAAAUUCAAAUUGAAUUAAAAUAGUAUUUGUAUUCCUUUAAAUCUGUUUAUGUGAAUCCAAUAAAAAUAUAUAUUUUAUAUAUAAAUUGAA
Molecule: messenger RNA, 518 nt
Organism: Mugil cephalus (flathead mullet)
Lineage: Eukaryota; Metazoa; Chordata; Actinopteri; Mugiliformes; Mugilidae
Product: monocyte chemotactic protein 1B-like
Exons: 4
Coding region: 102-362 (86 amino acids)
Biological process (GO): cellular response to type II interferon; positive regulation of ERK1 and ERK2 cascade; positive regulation of GTPase activity
Cellular component (GO): extracellular region
Molecular function (GO): chemokine activity; CCR chemokine receptor binding
Source: RefSeq, a predicted model, not a curated record